This is a messenger RNA of Periophthalmus magnuspinnatus, 1248 nucleotides long. Its product is annotated as piggyBac transposable element-derived protein 4-like. The coding region runs from base 1 to 1248 and encodes 415 amino acids. The record is from RefSeq and is a predicted model, not a curated record. Lineage: Eukaryota; Metazoa; Chordata; Actinopteri; Gobiiformes; Gobiidae. The transcript has a single exon.
AUGAACCUCCCUAAAAUGACAGACUUCUGGAGACAACAGACUAUCUUUGAAGUGCUCUUCCCCGCUACGGUCAUGACACGGGACAGGUUCAAGAGCAUUUUGUCCCUUUUCCACAUAAGUGACCCUGAAGAAGAUGGCCAAAAUGACCUUGCCAGGGGAACUGAGAACUAUGACCUCCUUCACCGUGUCCAACCACUUCUUGAUAUGCUGCGGACCUGCUGCAUGGCUGUUUACCAUCCUCGACAGCACAUUUUGGUGGACGAACGGAUGGUAGCCACCAAAGCAAGGCUGUCCUUCAAGCAGUACAUGAGGGACAAGCCUACAAAAUGGGGCCUGAAAUUUUUUGUACUGGCAGACAAGAAUGGCUACACCGUCGACUACCAGCUGUACACGGGAAAGUCCAAAUCCCAAGGAUCAGUGAAUGGACUGUCAUUUGAUGUUGUUUCCUCCCUUGUCAACAAGGACUACUUGGGAAGGGGGUAUAUUGUCUAUUGUGACAAUUUUUACACCAGCCCACAACUAUUCCGCCACCUGGGUCAGCAAGGGUUUGGAGCCUGUGGAUCUUACAGGCAGGGGAGGAUCGGGGUUCCCACAACAACAGAGAACGCCCUGACAAAGAGAUCUCCACGAGGGUCCAUUCGCUGGUUGAGGGAUGGAGACCUUUUAUUUGUGAAGUGGAUGGACACAAGGGAGGUGUCUAUGUGUACAAAUGUCCACUUGGUGUACGCUGGAGAGACGGUGCUGCGGUGGAGGAAGAAGGCAGAUGGCACAUAUGAACGGGUGCCUAUCCCCAGGCCCACAGCAGUGGGCAAGUAUAACCGCUACAUGGGAGGAGUGGACACGUCUGACCAGCUGCUGGGCACUAACACGGUCCACAGAAAAACAAAGAGGCGGUACAUCACCAUUUUCCAACACAUGUUGGACAUUGCUGUUACCAACAGCUUUAUUAUUUUCAAAGAGAUGUCGACCAUCCGUGGCGAAAGACCCCCCACAAGGCAGGACUUCCAGGAGAUGCUCACAUCACAACUGUUAGGAGUUCCCCUAAAAACAAAGCCCAAAGUGCCCACAUCCAACCACCUCCCUGUCCCCACCAGUUCUGGACAAUCAAAAAGCCAAAAGGCCAGCAAGGGACGGCGUCAGUGCGUGCUCUGCAAACACUGCACUCCCUGGCAGUGUGAGGAGUGUAAGGUGGUGGGGCUUUGCAUGCAGCUGGACAGGAACUGUUUCAGGAUGUACCACACACACUGA